AUGGUUGAACCGGUGACUGGGAAAGAGAGAAUCGAUGUAAAUAUAUUUUUGUUUAUAUUACCUGAUCUUUUCUUUUCCUUUCUUUCUUUUCUUUUUCCUUUCUUUUUCUUCUUUCUUUCUGUCUUUCUUACUUUCUUUUUCCUUUCUUUCUUUCUUUACUUUUUACCCUUAUUUUUCCUUCAUUCCCUUUUUCUUUCUAUCUUUCUUUCUCUUUUUCUUUCUUUAUUUAUUUCCUUUUUUUCAUUUAUUCUUUCUUCCAUUUUUCUUUCUUUCCUUCUUUUCUUUCUUUUUCUUUCUUUCUUUUUUUUUUUACUUUCUUUACAAUUUUCCUUUUUUUUUCUUCCUUUGAUUCUUUUUUUUCAUUUUUCUUUCUCACCUUUUUUUAUUCUUUCUUUGUUUCUUUAUUUCCUACCUUUUUUCUUUCUUUCGUUCUUUCUUUCCUCAUUCUUUUUCUUUUUCUAUAUUCAUUUUAGGCUUUUUUUUUCUUUCUCUGUAAUUCUUUCCAGAUUUUUAAUUUUUCCAAGCUUGAUUUUAUUCCAUGUGUUUCCCAUUCCUUUGUUUGAAUUUCCUUCGUUCUUUCAUUCCUUCACUCUUUUCUAUUCGGUUUCUUUCGUUCUUUCUUUUCUCGGUCUGUCGUUCUUUUUUCCUUUUUCCUUCAUUUUUUCUUCUUUUUUUUCAGUCUUUCAUUAUUUUUAUUUUUCUCUUUCGUUUUCAUUCUUUCUUUUACUUUCGCUUCCUUUUUUUCUUUCUUUCUUUUGCAUUCAUUUUUUUUUCUUUUUUCUUUCUUUCUUCUCUUCUUUUGCUUUCUUUCUUUUUCAUCCUGUCCUCUUUUCAUUCUGCGUUUCUUUCUUUUUUUCUUUUUUUCUUCUUCUCUCUUGCUUUUUGCUUCUUUCUUUUUCUUUUCUUUCUUUUUUGUUUUCUUUCUUUUUCUUUGUUUUCUUUCUUUUUCUUUCUUUCUUCUUUCCUUUCUUUUUUCUUUCUUUUUCAUUUCUUUCUUGCUUUCUUUCUUCUUUCUUUUUUCAUUCUUUUUCCUUUCUUUUUUUCAUUCUUUCUUUCUUUCUAAGCUUUAUAUUUUGGAGUUGUUCCAUACAUUCUCCAUUUUCCCAUUAUUCUUCCAUUCAUUUUUUCUUUCUUACUUUUCCUUUUUCUUUCCUUCUUGAUUUUAUACUUUGUGAUUUUUGCAUACAUUUCCCCUUUCUUCUUGUUUCAUACUUUUUAUUUUGUGGUUUUUGCAUAUAUUUUUCCAUUUCUUGCUUUUUUCUUUCAUUCUUUUCUUUCUUUUUUCUCUCCUUCUUUCUUUCUUUCUUUCUUUCUUCCAAUUUUAUUUUACCUGUUUUAUUUCUUUGUAUUCUUUUCCAGAUUUACUCAUAUUUUCUUUUAUAUUUCCUUUGCUCUUUCUUUCAGUGUAUUUUUCAACUUUUCUAUCUUCAUAUUCCUUUCUUUCUGUUAAGUUCUUUCAUUAUUUCAUUCCUUUAUACGAGUUCGAUCCUCACUGAUUGUCCCAUUAGUAACGAUUUACCAGGCUGA
Messenger RNA from Acanthosepion pharaonis, 1527 nucleotides. The record is from the annotation of a GenBank genome assembly. NCBI's taxonomy places the organism in Eukaryota, Metazoa, Mollusca, Cephalopoda, Sepiida, Sepiidae.